CGGCUGUGUGGUGGCAGGCAGGCAGAGGACACGCUCAGAUCCAGCAGUAAUCACCAUCGUCCCUCACACUGCCAUGGUGUCUCCGACCUGAAAAAAGAGAGACCGACUGCAGCGCUUCCUAUUUUCUACCGGGAGUGAAACUUUAAAGCCUGAAAACGAGCCAUGCUGCUGGACGCCACAACCCCGCAGAUAUAAGCGACAGUGAAGAGCAGAAAGUAGCUACCACCACCCGAAACCACAAAGAAGAAGAAGAAGGAGAAGAAGGAGAAGAAGCGGUCGGUGCUAAUUCUUCUUUCUUUCUUUUUUUCACGCUCGGAGGGAAAGACGGCAUCCGGCCUGAGAAGAAGCUCCGAGGUCGGGGACUCCGGGCGGAGCAACGCUCCUCGUUUCUGGCCUCCCCUUCCCGAGAGCUCCAUGGAGAAGAUGAAGCGGUUCAAGAGACGCCUCUCACAGACGCUUCGAGGCAGCCACACCAUCGACGAGUCGCUGUCUGAGCUGGCCGAGCAGAUGACCAUCGAGGAGAACGGCCUGAAGGACAGUGAGCCCAUAGUGAGGAACGGUCGUCCUCCGUCAGCACACAGCGUCCACUCCUUCCUUCACCAGUACACAGGCUCCUUUAAAAAGCCGCCGCUGCGACGACCUCAGAGCGUCAUUGGAGGAGGCCUGGGGUCUCUCAUGGUCAUGCCUCGCAAUGGCAGUCGCCUUGAUAUCGUCCAUGAGAACCUGAAGAUGGGGUCGGAUGGGGAGAGUGACCAGGCGUCGGGAACUUCCUCCGAUGAGGUGCAGUCGCCCACAGGCGUUUGUCUGAGGAACAGAGGGAACAGACGCAUCUCCGCAGAGGACCUGAACAAACGUCUGUCCCUGCCCGCCGACAUCCGGAUACCUGACGGUUACCUGGAGAAACUGCAGCUGAGCAGCCCACCCUUCGACCAACCGCUGAGCCGACGCUCCCGAAGAGCAUCACUGUCAGAAAUUGGAUUUGGGAAGCUGGAGACCUACAUCAAACUGGACAAACUGGGGGAGGGCACGUACGCUACAGUCUUCAAGGGGAGGAGUAAACUGACAGACAACCUUGUGGCACUGAAGGAGAUCAGACUGGAGCACGAGGAGGGGGCACCGUGCACAGCGAUACGAGAAGUGUCGUUACUGAAGGACCUGAAACACGCCAACAUCGUGACGCUGCACGACAUCGUCCACACAGACAAGUCGCUCACACUGGUGUUCGAGUACCUGGACAAAGACCUGAAGCAGUACAUGGACGAUUGUGGGAACAUCCUGAGCAUGCAGAAUGUCAAGAUUUUUCUGUUCCAGAUCCUGCGAGGCUUGGCGUACUGUCACAGACGGAAAGUCCUUCACAGAGACCUGAAGCCUCAAAAUCUGCUCAUCAACGACAGAGGAGAACUCAAACUGGCCGACUUUGGCCUGGCGAGGGCCAAGUCUGUGCCCACUAAAACAUACUCUAACGAGGUGGUAACACUUUGGUAUCGGCCUCCCGACGUGCUGCUCGGCUCCUCUGAGUACUCCACGCAGAUAGACAUGUGGGGUGUGGGCUGUAUAUUCUACGAGAUGGCUGCCGGCAGGCCCCUGUUCCCAGGCUCCACAGUGGAGGACGAGCUGCACCUCAUCUUCAGGCUGCUAGGCACUCCAACAGAAGACAGCUGGCCUGGAAUAUCUUCUAUCGACGAGUUCAAGUCCUACAAGUUUCCCAAAUACAAGGCCCAGCCCCUUAUUAACCACGCACCCAGGUUGGACACUGAUGGCAUUGACCUGCUGAUGUCAUUCCUAAAAUACGAGUCAAAAAAGAGGAUCUCUGCUGAUGAAGCAAUGAGACAGUCGUACUUCAGGAGCCUGGGGCCACGUGUGCACACACUGCCAGAGAACAUAUCCAUAUUCACACUGAAGGAGGUGCAGCUGCAGAGAGAUCCCGGCUACCGGAACUCGUCGUACCCCGAGUCAGGCAACGGAAAGAGCAGAAGACAAAGCAUGCUGUUUUAGACUCUCUGGACUGGGGUCUUUUUUUUUUUUUUGGGAAGGAUCUCCUAGCUGUACGGCCUCGCUGAUGGAUCAGUAACCUGAGAUGGAUGUUGGCGUGGAGCAUCAUCACCACCACCAUCAUAAUCAUCAUCACCCCCACCCCCGACCCCCCCACCCCAAACUACUUGGGAAACUCGUCCACAGUGCGACUCCCUCCCAGGUUUGGCCUGAACCUGGCCCAAAAGAGACAUUUAUAUACUGUACAUCUAUAUUUAUUGAGAGAAUUUGCUGCUAAAUCCAACUACUGUCUAGAAUUCUAACAGGCUCAGUCACUUUAAUAAGAACAUGCAAUGUAUAUAGAUUUUUAAUUAUUUUUUUUCUUGAAGUGGUGGUAUUUUUAGUGAUAUAUUUUUUGUCAUCAUUUCCAUUUUCAUACAUAAAAAGUUCACCUCAGAGCUCCUCGGUGUGAGUGGGUGUGUAAGGCACACCAGCUGACAAACAGAGGGAUGUUUCUGUAGCAGCUCAAGAGGGUUUGAUCAUGUCUCAGUUGCCACGGUGCUGCUCUUAGCUGCACAAAUCAUUUGUGACCAUUUACUCUGAAGGUUUCUGAGGCCAGCUUUGAUGUAAUAACUCAGUUUUAUCCUAACUGGAGGCUAAUACGAGAGCAGUGCUGCCAAGCUCUGUGCAAAAAAAAAAGGAAAAAAGAUCGUUUUUGUCAGAUGCUGGCAAAUCAUUCCAGGAUGCUGUGGUCUCUGUCGUGACCAAUGAACAAAUGCAGGAGGAAAAGAGCAACAUGGAAUUAUUAACAAGGGCAUUACAGGAUUAGAUACGCCUCCUAAAUUCUUCAGAAAUCCUAAAUAUUUAACUAGUUGAACAACCUCCUCGUCCUUGUUCUUGCCCGCCUCAAUCUGACACAUUCUCUCCUCCGGUCUGUUACAAAGAGGAGGUGCAAAGUAAAUUCCCCAUGUUGGAAUCUGCUGCCUUUUCAGAUGUGUCCUGCUUUCUGCCAUUCCCAUCUCCAUCAACUGUAAAAAACAAAACAAAAAAAAUGGGUCCUUUUUUUUCCAGAUUGCCUCCCUCAUUGUGUUGCAUGCCUGCUCUGUUGUAUGAGGAAGCACACAGCCACUGAACUCCUGAUUCAGGGAGCACUAGCUAUAGUCCUGCCCCUCGUGAAUAAGAUACUGAGUCAGUCUAUUUAACAGUGUUACAAGAGAUGUUUUGUAUGACAUUCUUUAACUUUAUUUGUGGAUAAUUGUUAUUGGUGUGGGAUUUCAUUGCAGAUGCCCUCCCAUAUUUGAGCUUUUUUUUUUCCAGAGUAAAGAAAAUUAAAUCUAAAGUUUAAACAGAA
This is a messenger RNA of Seriola aureovittata, 3322 nucleotides long. Its product is annotated as cyclin-dependent kinase 17-like. NCBI's taxonomy places the organism in Eukaryota, Metazoa, Chordata, Actinopteri, Carangiformes, Carangidae. Gene Ontology annotation, cellular component: nucleus; cytoplasm. The transcript is spliced from 17 exons. The coding region runs from base 415 to 1995 and encodes 526 amino acids. Gene Ontology annotation, molecular function: protein kinase activity; ATP binding. The record is from RefSeq and is a predicted model, not a curated record. Gene Ontology annotation, biological process: protein phosphorylation.